Molecule: messenger RNA, 2281 nt
Organism: Anoplophora glabripennis (Asian longhorned beetle)
Lineage: Eukaryota; Metazoa; Arthropoda; Insecta; Coleoptera; Cerambycidae
Product: long-chain-fatty-acid--CoA ligase ACSBG2
Exons: 9
Coding region: 250-2223 (657 amino acids)
Cellular component (GO): endoplasmic reticulum; membrane
Molecular function (GO): long-chain fatty acid-CoA ligase activity
Source: RefSeq, a predicted model, not a curated record
GUAUAUGUACAAAGUUAUUAAGUAUGUACCUAUGUAAUUUAAAACGGCACAGGAAAAUGUGAUUGUUAUGAAUUUAGACGGCACAAUGCAAAUUAAAACAAUGAUAGCUUAAUACAAAAUAAUAAUAACUGUACUUAUAGCGACUUAUAUAGUAAUGCAUUAAACAAAAUAGUAGAUGCAUAUACCUGUCUUGUGCUUUAUAUUACUUUCAAAAUGUGCUCGAAACGUCGAAUGUGAAUUCCUGUGAAUAUGGCCCAUAAAUAUAAUAACGGACCUGAUCAGGUCGUCCCUUCUGAUGACAUUUUUACUGUAAAAGCUGACGGAUAUGUACGACUUCGAAUUCCAGAAAGUGGUAAAGCAAUUGAAACAAUUACGCCAAUUUCAAUACCCAGUUUACUUAAACGUUCAGCAGAGGAAUUUCCAGAUCAUACUGCCUUAGCAGCGAAAGUUAACGGAAAGUGGGAAAAAAUUACCUAUCAGCAAUACUUAGUAAAUGUCCGUACCUGCGCCAAAGCCUUUCUAGCAUUAGGGUUAGAGAGGAUGCAUUCCGUCUGUAUUUUGGGUUUUAACAGUCCUGAGUGGUUUAUAGCGGAUCUAGGUGCCAUAUUUGCAGGAGGUAUUGCAGUGGGUAUAUAUACCACAAAUUCGGCGGAAGCGUGUUUAUAUUGUGCAAAAAGUAGUAGCGCAAAUAUUAUGGUAGUUGAGGAUGAAACACAGCUACAAAAAGUUCUUUCAUUUCGUUCGGAAAUACCCGACUUGAAAGCUAUUGUACAAUAUACUGGAGAACCAAGUCAUCCAGAUGUUAUUAGCUGGAAACGACUAAUGGAAAUUGGGGAUCAACAAACCGAUGAUUUAUUAGAAGAAUCAUUGAAGAAAAUAGCGGUGAAUCAAUGCUGUACAUUAGUUUACACUUCUGGAACGGUCGGCAGUCCAAAAGCUGUAAUGCUAAAUCAUGACAACUUUACAUGGGACGCUUUGGCUAUUUCUGAAAGACUGACGAUAGAAAGGGGUAACGAAAUUUUAAUAAGUUACCUCCCUCUCAGUCACGUUGCAGCUCAAGUAGUAGAUAUAUAUAUUACAAUGACAGUAGGGGCGUCAGUAUAUUUUGCAGAUAAACACGCCUUAAAAGGCAGUUUGGUAAAUACUAUGCAAGAAGUUCAGCCUACGAAAUUCUUAGCUGUACCAAGAGUAUGGGAAAAAAUUUACGAAAAAAUGAUGCAAGUUGCAUCUCAAAAUGGAUACCUGAAGAGAUCUAUUGCAACUUGGGCUAAGGCACAUGCACUUCAAUACCACAUUAAUAGAAUUAAAGGAAUAAAAUCAAAUUCAUGGGGUUACAGUUUAGCCAGUGUUCUAAUAUUUAAGAAAAUUAAGCAGGCCUUGGGUUUAAACCGUUGCACCUUUUGCGCUUCUGCUGCUGCUCCUUUAUCGCCCGAUUUAAAAAAGUAUUUUCUGAGCAUCGAUAUACCCAUAAUGGACGCGUUUGGUAUGUCCGAAGCAAGUGGUGCACACACAGUUUGCAUUGACGGAGCUACUAAUCUGGACACCAUUGGCAUGGCCUUGCCGGGAACGAAAUCGACUUUAUAUAAUGAACAAGAUGGACAAGGCGAACUUUGCAUGUAUGGCAGACAUAUUUUCAUGGGAUACUUAAAUGAUCCUGAAAAAACUGCUGAAACUCUGGAUUCUGAUGGAUGGCUGCACACUGGUGAUUUAGGCCAUAUCGACGAAACAGGUUUCUUAUACAUCACUGGUAGAUUAAAAGAACUGCUCAUUACAGCUGGAGGAGAAAACGUACCACCCGUACCUAUCGAACAAUUAGUUCAAAUUGAACUUCCUUGUAUAAGUAAUGCCUUUUUAGUGGGUGAUAGAAAAAAAUUUCUCUCUAUUUUACUCACCUUCAAAUCAGAAAUUGAUAACGAAACAGGCGCUCCAUUAGAUACGUUGACGCCAAGUGUACAGGAAUGGUUGAUACAAUUAGGUUGUCCUGCAACUACAGUUACUGAAAUUCUUAAUGCCGGUCCUGAUUCUAGACUUUUAGAAGCCCUUAAAAAAGGGAUUGACCGUGUUAAUCAGCAAGCUACUUCCAAUGCGCAAAGGAUACAAAAAUUAGCUGUGCUUCCAGCAGACUUUUCAGUUGCCACAGGAGAAUUAGGUCCAACUAUGAAAGUGAAAAGAAGGAUAGUGGAACAAAAAUAUGGUGAUAUUAUUGAAAGACUUUAUAAUUAGUUAGUAUUGAUAUAUGGUUAUAUAAGGUAUAGAAAAAUAAAAAUCAGAUUUCUCAAAA